AUGUUGAGGCUUUUCACACUUCGCCUUCGAAGACAGGCUUUAUCUGAUGCUCGGCGCUUUCGGUCCAUAAAACUGUCACCGCUCGCCGAUGCUUUUAAUUAUGGCCCCCAAAAUAUUGAAGUUUCCGGGGAAAAAGUUACUGGGCUUUUUGGGGAUGAUAACCUAAAAGAACCAUUUGGAUUCAGGGAAGGCCUGGACUCGUGUUACAGUGAUUGUCACACUCUUCUUCACGAGGCAAAGGACGGUCGGAGACAAAGGAAAAUGGUUCAGGUCUUGGAUGAUCUUUCGGAUACGCUCUGUCGGUCAGCUGAUCUAGCAGAUUGUGUACGCACUCUGCAUCCAGAUGUGGCUUUCAGAAAUGCAGCUAAUGAGGUCUGUUUUCGCGUGGGUAACCUGGUCGAGAGCUUAAAUACAGACACUGAUCUCUAUCAAGCGGCUGCCCAAGCUGCUCGAAGUGACCCACGUACCGAGUUGCCCGAAGCACGUGCAAAUGAGGUCGAUAAGCGUGUGUUGGGCCUUUUUGUGGAAGAUUUUGAACAGUCGGGAGUUCAUCUAGAUGAAGGAUCGAAUCGGAAAGCUUUUCUCCAAGCAGUGUCUGUGAAUAUGGAAAAGAGCAUGCAGUUUGGUCAGGCUGCCAACUCCCAGUUUGUCCUCACCAAUCAAAUACUGAGGUCAAUUUCGCCGGAAGUUAACUGGGGCAAACUCAAUGAGCUCGAGCUGUUUGGACCGAUAUACUAUACGCCGCAGAAUUUUCUCCGCGCUCUGACCUUCACCUUGUUUUAUGGACCUAUCCCCGGGCAGGAAGCAUGUCUCAGAGAAAUGCUGCAUUCUCGAAAUACUAUGGCGGUCUCUGCCGGAAUGGACUCUUACCUUCGCCGUGCAAUUCAGCCCUCAAGUCUGGCCGAAUCCCCCGAGCGUGCCAAGGCAUUUCUCGAAAAACUUGCUAGCCUACUCUCCCCACUCGCGAAGGAUAUCGCUCUAAGCUAUCUCCUGCCGAUCCUUCCCUUCUGCUCACCAGAAGCUCCCAUCCCUUGGUCCGCCGGUCCCAGUCAGGGCAAACGACUACACGCCUGGGAUAUUCCUUACCUCAUAUCAUGCGGACGGCAGAAAAAAGAGACACAGAAAUUGCUGCCUUUCUUCUCCCUGGGUGCUUGUAUGGAGGGCGUAAAUCAACUCGCCGACAGUCUCUUCGGUCUGCGUCUUCAGGUUGAACCUGCAUUGCCGGGUGAGAUUUGGCAUCGCGACGUAAUCAAGGUGGCUGUAUACACUACCGAAGCUCAGGUGCCUACUGAUGAAGACGACGCCGGUGGUGUACAUCCCUGGGAGCGGGCUUAUCCUAUAGGACCGGGUGUUCAGAUUGGCACAGUGUAUUGCGACUUCUUCGACCGUCCCAAUAAACCUGCCCAAGACUGUCACUAUACCGUCCGCGGUGGGCGACACACAGAGGAUACCAUGUUUGAGGCGCACUCACCCUACCAGUUUCCAAUAGUGGUAUUGCACUUGAAUCUGGGUCCGAGUCCCUCUGGACGAGAGGAUGCCACACCUCUGCUGCUGCAUCCCAGUCAGAUUGAGAACCUCUUUCACGAAUGGGGUCAUGCUCUGCACUCAAUGGUUGCUCGAACACGUUACCAACACGUUACUGGUACCCGGCUCAAGAGUUCUCCGAUUCAUUUCGGCUCCUCACGCCUCGAGGAUGUCCACAUGAGGUUCUCCUUAUAA
Dibothriocephalus latus is the source of this 1719-nucleotide messenger RNA. The record is from the annotation of a GenBank genome assembly. Lineage: Eukaryota; Metazoa; Platyhelminthes; Cestoda; Diphyllobothriidea; Diphyllobothriidae.